AUGCAGCUGUUCUUGAAUUACCCUGUGGCUAUUAGUCCUCACAACCCCAAGAGGAGAGCAAGCGGACUAUUGAAAAAACUAACUACUCUAAAAGUAGAUGACAAUCAACUUACAAUGCUACCCAAUACGAUCGGAAAGUCCACGUUUUUAAACUUUAGUGUAUAUUCAAAUUACCUGGGAAUCUUCUUUAAAAGACAGAUCCUGAUCCAGCAGAUCCAGGACCUGAGUUUAUCUUUAUUAGAAGAAUUUGACUGUAGCUGUAAUGAACUGGAGUCACUACCUUCUACCGUUGGCUACCUACAUAGUCUUCGAACAUUAGCGGUCGAUGAGAAUUUCCUUCCAGAAUUACCAAGAGAAAUUGGAAGCUGUAAGAAUGUCACAGUUAUGUCUCUACGUUCCAAUAAACUGGAAUUUCUUCCUGAAGAGAUUGGACAGAUGCAAAAACUAAGAGUCUUAAAUUUGAGUGACAACAGAUGCUACAUUUAUGAUUGGAUUGAUGAUGAUUUACCACGGACAUUGUCGUACAUGCUUCUGGAGAAUUCUCCCCUAGCGUUGAAGAAUUUACCAUUCUCAUUUACCAAGCUUAAAGAGCUUGCAGCUUUGUGGCUUUCUGACAAUCAGUCCAAAGCCCUUAUCCCUUUACAAACUGAAGCCCAUCCAGAAACAAAACAAAGAGUAUUGACUAACUACAUGUUCCCUCAACAACCUCGUGGUGAUGAAGAUUUCCAGUCAGACAGUGACAGCUUUAACCCUACACUGUGGGAAGAGCAGAGACAACAACGCAUGACUGUUGCCUUUGAAUUUGAAGAAAAAAAGGAAGAUGAUGAAAAUGCUGGGAAAGUUAAGGAUUCUUUUGUUCAUCCAGCUAAUGAAAUGAGGAUUGGGGAACUUCACCCUUCAUUAGCUGAGACCCCUCUCUACCCACCCAAACUUGUUCUGCUAGGGAAGGACAAAAAAGAAUCAACAGACGAGUCUGAAGCUGAUAAAACUCACUGUCUGAAUAACAGUGUUUCCUCAGGCACUUACUCAGAUUACUCACCUUCCCAGGCUUCCUCAGGAUCCUCUAACACCCGGGUUAAAGUGGGGUCCUUGCAGACAACAGCUAAAGAUGCAGUACAUAACUCUUUGUGGGGUAACAGGGUUCAGCCUGAUGGGCCAGCAUCCAACCUGCUGCAGCCUGGUGAUAAGAUCCUUCAGGCAAAUGGACACAGUUUUGUACAUAUGGAACAUGAAAAAGCUGUAUUACUACUGAAGAGUUUCCAGAACACAGUAGACCUAGUUAUUCAACGUGAGCUUACUGUCUAAAUAUUUUUUAUAAAUAGUGAAGAUACAUCUAGCCAGAUCUAAUGUUCAAAAAUAAAUUUAUACAUAGAAACAAAUUUUGCCAAUUGCUGGACCAAUGGCAAA
Molecule: messenger RNA, 1407 nt
Organism: Loxodonta africana (African savanna elephant)
Lineage: Eukaryota; Metazoa; Chordata; Mammalia; Proboscidea; Elephantidae
Product: leucine-rich repeat-containing protein 7
Exons: 13
Coding region: 1-1305 (434 amino acids)
Biological process (GO): receptor clustering; neurotransmitter receptor transport postsynaptic membrane to endosome; positive regulation of neuron projection development
Cellular component (GO): postsynaptic density; axon initial segment; adherens junction
Molecular function (GO): protein binding
Source: RefSeq, a predicted model, not a curated record